CACUCGUUUUCUGCCAGUGACAGUCAUCCCUUUAAACCCUAAGGACCUCCUGGAUUGUCCACCUGCCCGACAUCUGUCCUUUUCCUCACCGCGCGGCGCGAUGAAGCGGAAACUGAGCGACAUUUAGGAGCAGUCUAAAUGACUUCUGUGCAACAGGCAACUGGGCUGCAAACUCACUGAAGGCUGCUCGGCUGGUCGGAGGAACUGUUGCACAAAACCCCGCUGCGAUGUCUCUGCUGUGCGUUAGAGUAAAGAAAGCCAAACUCCACGGGCCCCCAGACAAAUUCAACGCCUACGUGACUUUAAAGGUGCAGAAUGUGAAAAGCACAACUAUCACAGUCCGAGGGGACCGGCCAUGUUGGGAACAAGACUUCAUGUUUGAGAUCAGUCAUCUAGAGUCCGGGCUGGUGGUGGAGCUGUGGAACAAAGGUUUGAUCUGGGACACGAUGAUCGGCACGGCACUGAUACCCCUCAGCUCCAUUCGACAGUCUGACGAGGAGGGACCAGGAGAGUGGACGUCUUUGGACUCUGAGGUGUUAAUGAGGGAGGAUGAGAUCUGUGGCACCACCAACCCAACUCCGCACCAAGUGCUGAUGGACACUCGCUUUGAGUUGCCCUUUGACAUUCCCGAAGACGAGGCUCAGUACUGGACCAGCAAACUGGAGCGGAUACAUAAUGAGUAUCCAUCACAAGAUGAGGGCCAGAGAAGAAGAAUGCCAUCUGUGCCUUCCCAGUGCUCUUUUGAUGACCAUGACAGUGCAGUGGACGACUGGGACAGUGAAACUGGAAACAAACCUCCACCCUUCCACAACACUUCCCAAACAAAUUCCUCAGUGCAUCAGUACCCCAUGAUGCGCAGGGUUCAACAUCAACCCCUGUCAAAGGAGUCUGACUCUGUGCAUAGCUAUGAGCUAGAAAUGAGGGGGCCCAGCCCUCCAGACAGCAGCCACUUUGAUUCGUCAGGCAACCUCAGCCCAGUCAGCUCCCAGCUGAGCUCUGAGCCUGAAGAGCGCCGACAUGUAGAGUCCUGCCACCCCAGUAAGCCUCGCCCUCCUCUCCAAAACCAGCUGUCCAACUGGAACAAGGAAGAAGAGGACGAUGCUGAAAAGGACGUGCAUGCACUGCCAGAGCCUGGUUCUAAGAAAGAUUUAAAGGACUCUUCGGACAUCCUUCCUAAACCAACCUUGGACAACUGCGAUAACAGGAGUCAGACAAAUGGUUUCUUCGUAGACGGCCCUCCACCCUGCUCUCCAUCCAAAGUUCGCUGGCUGAAAGCCUACAACAAAGUGAGAGUGAAACUGCACGAGAGCCGAGAUCAAGAUGGUGACCUCAGCAAGCACCCGUGGGCCAAGCCAGGGGGGAACACACCGUUUGGCAUUGACAGCAUGCCAGAUCUCCGCAAGAGAAGGCCCAUUCCCCUCGUUAGUGAGCUGGCUAUGUCUAUGCUACAGUCCAGGAAAGCUGGACUCGCCCACACACUGGCCACACGGACCUCCCUGAAAGACGAAGAGCUUAAAAACCACGUAUACAAGAAGACCCUGCAGGCUCUCAUCUACCCCAUUUCCUGCACCACACCGCACAAUUUUGAGGUGUGGACCGCCACCACGCCCACUUACUGCUACGAGUGCGAGGGUCUGCUGUGGGGCAUCGCCCGGCAGGGAAUGCGCUGUGCAGAGUGUGGGGUCAAAGUGCAUGAGAAAUGCCAAGAGCUGCUAAACGCUGACUGCCUGCAAAGAGCGGCCGAGAAGAGCUCCAAGACCGGGGCAGAGGACCGGACGCAGCACAUCAUCAUGGCCAUGAAAGACCGGAUGAAAAUCCGCGAGAGGAACAAGCCAGAGAUCUUUGAGGAGAUCCGUAAAGUGUUCAACGUCUCCAAGAUGGUCCACACCCAGAACAUGAAGAGCAUUAAGCAGAGUGUGCUGGAUGGCACUUCCAAGUGGUCAGCCAAGAUCACCAUCAAUGUCGUCAGUGCCCAGGGUCUCCAGGCCAAGGACAGGACAGGUUCCAGCGAUCCUUAUGUGACCAUCCAAGUGGGUAAAACCAAGAAGAGAACAAAGACAAUCUACGGCAACCUGAACCCAGUCUGGGAGGAAAAGUUCAGCUUCGAGUGCCACAACUCAUCAGAUCGGAUCAAGCUCCGGGUGUGGGACGAGGACGAUGACAUCAAGUCGCGAGUGAAGCAGCGUCUGAAGAGGGAGUCGGACGACUUCCUGGGACAGAGCAUCAUUGAGGUCCGAACACUCAGUGGAGAGAUGGACGUGUGGUAUAACCUGGAAAAGAGGACAGACAAGUCGGCGGUGUCUGGUGCCAUCCGUCUUCAGAUUAGUGUGGAGAUUGAGGGCGAGGAGAAGGUGGCGCCCUACCACGUGCAGUACAUGUGCCUUCAUGAGAAUAUGUUUCACUUUACGACGGAUGUCGAGGGUGGUGGCGUGGUGAAGAUCCCAGCUGCUCAGGGAGACGACGCGUGGAAGGUUUACUUUGAUGAAGUGCAACAGGAAAUUGUGGAUGAGUUUGCGAUGCGUUACGGCAUUGAGUCCAUCUUCCAGGCCAUGACCCAAUUCUCUUGCCUGUCCUCUAAGUACAUGCUGUCAGGGGUGCCGGCAGUGAUGAGCACCCUGCUGGCCAACAUCAAUGCCUUCUACGCCCACCCCACCGCCUCCACCAAUGUCUCUGCUCCAGCCAGAUUUGCAGCCUCCAACUUCGGGAAAGACCGUUUUGUGAAGCUCCUGGAUCAGCUGCACAACUCCCUGCGUAUCGAUCUCUCCAUGUACAGAAAUAAUUUCCCAGCCAGCAGCAAGGCUCGCCUCAGUGACCUCAAAUCUACUGUGGAUCUUCUCACCAGCAUCACUUUCUUCAGGAUGAAGGUCUUGGAACUGCAGAGUCCUCCCCGUGCAGCCAACGUGGUGCGGGAUUGCGUCAAGGCCUGCCUGAACUCCACCUACGAGUAUAUCUUUAACAACUGUCUGGAGCUUUUCAACCGCCAGUUUCAACCUGCUGUCCAAGCACCUGAGCCAGACAAGAAAAAGAAGAAGAAGAAGGAAAAAGCAGAGGGUCAGGAAGCUGAAGAUGAUGAUGAAGAGGAGGAGGAUGAAGAAGAAGAGGAGGAAGAGGAGGAGAAGAAAGAGGAGAGUCAACCGGAAGAGCAGGGCCCAAGCAUCCAGAAUCUGGACUUUUGGCCUAAACUCAUCACACUCAUUGUGUCCAUCAUUGAGGAGGAUAAGAACUCGUACACACCCAUCAUUAACCAGUUUCCUCAAGAGCUCAAUGUGGGUAAAGUCAGCGCAGAGGUCAUGUGGAUGCUCUUCGCUCAGGACAUGAAAUAUGCCCUAGAGGAACAUGAGAAGCAUAAGCUCUGUAAGACUGCUGACUACAUGAACCUGCACUUUAAGGUCAAGUGGCUGUACAACGAGUACGUUCAGGACCUGCCUGCCUUCAAAGACGCUGUGCCAGAAUACCCUGCAUGGUUUCUCCAGUUUGUCCUUGCCUGGCUCGCUGAGAACGAGGAGGUAUCCAUGGAGUUUAUGCAUGGAGCGCUGGAGAGAGACAAGAGAGAAGGGUUUCAACAGACAUCUGAGCAUGCUCUGUUCUCCAGCUCGGUGGUGGACAUCUUCACCCAGCUCAAUCAGAGCUUUGAGAUUAUCAAGAAACUGGACUGCCCUGACCCCACGGUGGUGGCGCAUUAUAACAGACGCUUUGCCAAGACGAUCACCAAAGUGCUCCUGCAGUACUCUGCUCUGCUGGCCAAGAGCUUUCCCUCCUACUGUGAGAAGGAGAAGAUACCGUGCGUGCUGAUGAACAACAUCCAGCAGAUGAGAGUCCUUUUGGAGAAGAUGUUUGAGUCGAUGGGAGCAAAACAGCUGGAUACUGAGGCGGCUGACAUCCUGAACGAUCUGCAGGUGAAGCUCAGCACCGUCCUGGACAAUUUCAGCACCAUGUUUGCUAAGAGUUUCCAGACUCGCAUUAACGGCUGCAUGCGUCAGAUGGCUGAGAUUCUCUACCAGAUGAAAGGCCCCCCCAACCACAGCACCGCUGAGGCAGACGCUGACACCAUGCUGAGGCCCCUCAUGGAGUUUCUGGAUGGGAAUCUCAGUAUCUUUGCUGACAUCUGUGAGAAGACGGUGCUGAAGAGGAUUUUAAAGGAUCUGUGGAAGAUCGUCCUGAGCAGCCUGGAGAAGACCAUCGUGCUGCCUCAGAGCAAUGACAGCUUGGGAGCUCAGCUCCUCACAGCAGCUAAAGGACUUUCUAACCUCAAGGGAGGAGGUGAAGCCAAAACCCUGACACCCAAGCAAUGCAUAAUUAUUGAUGCAAGCCUUGAGUCAAUCAAGCAAUAUUUCCACGCUGGAGGAAAUGGGCUGAAGAAGGCAUUCGUCGAGAAAAGUCCUGAACUGGCAUCGCUGCGUUACGCCCUCUCCCUCUACUCCCAGAGCACCGAUGCUCUCAUCAAGACCUUUGUCACCACACAGCACUCCCAAGUGCAUGAUGGGAUGGGCAUCAGAAUCACUGCCAAUGAGAAGAUCAGACCUGAUAGGGUCAUUGCGGUGAACGACAUGAAGUGGCAGACGUCUGGGAUGUUUCGGCCUUUCGUCGACGUCUCCAUGGUUGGUCCAUUCCUAGCUGACAAGAAGCGCAAGUUCACCACAAAAUCCAAGAACAACAGCUGGACGGCCAAGUUCAACGAGGCUUUCCAGUUCAUCCUGGGUAAAGAAUCCCCAGACUGCUACGAGCUGCAGGUGACGGUGAAGGAUUACUGUUUUGGACGGGCGGACCGGGUGGUCGGCAUGGCCGUCGUUCAGCUGCGCGACGUGGCCGACCGCAAGAGCUGCGUGUGCUGGUGUCCUCUCGGGCCACGCAUUCACACCGAUGAGACGGGCAUGACGGUGAUGCGUAUCCUCUCCCAGCGUCCUGCUGACGAGGUGGCCAAAGAGUUUGUCAAGCUGAAAUCGGAAACUCGUCCCGCGGAGGAAGGCAGAUGAGCUGAAACGGGCUUUACUGAAAGCGAGGUUUAGAAGUGUGGCUUUGACUUUGUUUUCUGUGAGCAGCGUUUCACCUUCAUCCUUAACUAACGCAGACCCUUCUGACUGAUGAUGUACAACGAGUUUGGCAUAGUUGGAAUAAGAAAAAUGGAUUCGUUUAAAAGGGCAAAUUUUGAGGAAGAGAUCGUCUCUCAAAAUGUAUAAAAAGUAUUUUUCAUAGCACCAGUUUACGAUACCAGUCCUAUCAAUGGAUUGUAUAUCAGACGAUGAUUUUAGAGAGAAUCACCGAUCCAACCAACCCUACGAGAAAGCUCUUAGCAACGACAGAGACAAAAAACUCUUUUAACAGGAAGAAACUUCUGAAAACAGGUUCUCAGGAACGGCAGCCAUCUGCUGUGAUCGUUUCAGGUGAGGGGAAGCUCAGCAUAGCAUCUAUCCAACUAACUUUGCUUUUUUUUGUGGUGUCAUUUCAUAAUUUUAUAUUUUAACCUUCUUUAGUGAGUUAAUCUGGAUAAAAUCCUUCUGACUUUCAAAUACCACUGAGAUACUUGACCGCGCGACACAUUUUAAAACUAGUCCUAAACAGUAACCUCUGAAGUUUAGCAGCAGGACGACAACUCAAACACUCUGACUCUGUUUUUCUCAUGACUCCAGGGGGCCCUGCAGACCCUCAGUGAGGCCAACACCACUGUAGGCCUAAGUCUUUGCUCACCCUCCUCUAUAAACUUUGUCUAAUUGUGUUUGAGGUUGUAGUCCUUGCUGGUGAAUUGACUGUCUAUUGACUGAGAUUACACGAGCGUGACCCCAUGUUCUUCUUAUAAUGUUUGAGCCUUUGAGGUCUUUAAACUCUUUACAGAUACCUUGUGUGACUCUGGAACAACCUCUGGAUCCAAAACCUAAUGCCAUGAAAAAGUGAACAAAUGUUUAAUUUGGCAGGAUUUGUUGCAGAAAGCUGAAACAUUUAAGACUGAUCCACAAUUUAGUCAACAGACGGAGUUGUAACUGUAACACACACAUGUUAAUUAACACAACUUAAGAAAGGACCAGUUAUCACACAGUAGUCGGGAUAUGCAUUAUCCAGAGAGUGAGUGUCACACAUUUGCAGCCAAAUUUAACAGUGUGAAAUAUUGUGAUACAGUGUCAGAUCCUGAUGAUUUGCAGGUAAUCAAACAGGAAAUGUCUCAGAGGUGUUUUUCCCUUUGAUGUUAGCUUCAGACUGAUCUAUAAAACCUGCAGGAGCGCUAAUACGGGCUGUGGUUUGAUUUUGUAGCAAGUUUUUAUGGAUUGCGUUGCCUUAAAAUAAGCAGAUGAGUUAGCUAACAAAGCUAGCCUGCUCUGAGAGACUUGAAAUAUGACAACACUAACUUGUAAAUUAAAAAAAAAAAAAAAAAGAUUUUAUUCAGAAGCAAAAAAUCAUGACUUAAGAAUCUGACUGACUGCUGGGCCGUCGGGUGUUUCAGGUUUUGGUUUAAUGCUAAUUUGUGAUGGUGACAAAAUGCUGUGAAUGGAAACAACAGCUGAAAAACCCUUGUAAGUGCUACAUAGCGUGAACUCGAAUAUGGGACCAAACAUGGACCUCGGAUCAUUCCAUUUUGUUUACUUUAACAGUUUUUACAAACUAGGACAGAUAAAAUCAGCCGCUGCAGCCUCGCCGUGCGUGCACCGUCACAUGUUUGACCGUUUUCAUGUUUCCAAACACGAGGUGGCAUUUUGCAUUAACGUAAAACUUUGAAGGAAAAUACAGGCAGAGCAUAGGGGCCGGUUUGAACGGACUGAACUGUAAGUGGGGUUUUUUCCACCCUCUUGUCUGUUUACUAUGUGCCAAGGAACUCAAGUGUUCAGCGAGCCUCAUUCAGCUUUCUCACAUGUUUCGGGUUGUAUAUGACAGAUGUGGCCUUUGCAGACAUCCCACUUUUUACUUUUCCAAAACCGGCUGCACGAAGGCAACUUUAGAAGUGAGCCACAUCUGUAGUCACACCCGAACUCUUGCACUCUGUUUCACUGUAAGUUUGUAAGAAAUGAAACCAAUGCCUACAUCCAGAGCAUGUAUUUAUUGUAAACAGUCAACUAGAAUUGUGAUUUCUUUCCCCCCAUGUAUGUACUGUGAAAUAUGAAGACUGUAUGUAAAGUACUUAUCAUUAUUCUAAUGUGACAUAUGUUGAAUAUACUUGUAACAUUAUUUUGUACAUAAAAUAUUUAUGAAUCAAG
Messenger RNA from Oreochromis aureus, 7181 nucleotides. Its product is annotated as protein unc-13 homolog B-like. Gene Ontology annotation, cellular component: neuromuscular junction; synaptic vesicle membrane; terminal bouton. Bases 228 to 4973 code for a protein of 1581 amino acids. The transcript has 40 exons. The record is from RefSeq and is a predicted model, not a curated record. NCBI's taxonomy places the organism in Eukaryota, Metazoa, Chordata, Actinopteri, Cichliformes, Cichlidae. Gene Ontology annotation, molecular function: syntaxin-1 binding; calmodulin binding; phospholipid binding. Gene Ontology annotation, biological process: dense core granule priming; neuromuscular junction development; synaptic transmission, glutamatergic.